CGUUAAUAGAAGAGAGUGACUUGGUGUGUGCUGUUUGAGUGGCAGUGGCGGCACGGGUCGAUUCCGCUUUGAUUUGACCAACUGCUACUGCUCGGUUAACCCCCACCUGCAGCCCAUUACGGUAUCAAAGAACCCGCCAAUGCUUAAUACAAUAGAAUUGAAAUAAACACUGGGGCUGCACAAUUAAUCGCAAUAUGGCCAAGUGCCACAUGCAAACUCCAGAAGCUGCAGUUGUUUGUUAAAGGUCAAACAUGAGGACUGUAUUUCUGCAGAGAUGCCCAGGACUACAAAUCUUGAUCUCCGUUUUUUGUACAGACUCCAAGGUGCUGAACCUUGAGCGGGUGCAGGAGCUGGAAACCUGGCUGAAAACCACCAACACAAAGCUGUCUCAAGUUAACGGCCAGAGGAAGUAUGGAGGACCACCUGAGGUGUGGGACGGGCCCACCCCAGGAGCCCGCUGUGAGGUCUUCAUCAGCCAGAUCCCGCGGGACGCCUACGAGGAUCUGUUAAUCCCCCUUUUCAGCUCUGUGGGGCCCCUCUGGGAGUUCCGGCUCAUGAUGAACUUCAGUGGGCAGAACCGCGGCUUCGCCUAUGCCAAGUACGGCUCACCAGCUGUAGCUACCGACGCCAUGCGCCUGCUGCACGGUCACAUGCUGGACCCUGGCUCCCGUCUCAGUGUCCGCCGCAGCACCGAGAAGAGACACCUCUGUAUAGGCGACCUGCCAGCCGCCACCAGGCCAGAGGACCUACUGCAGGUGCUGCAUUCACUGACAGAGGGGGUGGAGAGAGUGUCUCUGAAGGCUGGGCUCGGUAUAGAGGGGGUGUCUGCUAUAGUCGCCUUCUCAUCCCACCACAGUGCUUCUAUGGCCAAGAAGGUGCUAGUGGAAGCAUUUAAGAAGCAGUUUGCGUUGAGCGUCUCAAUCAAGUGGCAGUCCACAGUGAAGCCGAGCCAGGACGAGCCUCUACAGAAACCUUCAAAGGGCCUCCUGCCGUCACCCCUGAAGCCGCCGCAGCACAUACUCAGCUCUCCACGGCCCUCUGUCCUGCCUCCUCGCCUGGCCCGCCAACCAUCCAUCCCACCGGGUUUCUGCAGAGCAGUGGGAGGACCCACUGCCCCCCAGCACCUGCCAUCUCCCUGCUCCUCCUCUUCCUCCCAGGGGCAUCUAGCAUCCACAGUAUCCCCCGUGAUGCUCCUACGCAAGAUGUGUGAGGCGACUGGGGCUGGCCAGCCACUCUAUGAGAUUCACUACAGCCACGCUGGGCCGGAUGGAUUUCUCUACUUUACCUAUAAGGUGUGUAUCCCUGGGAUAACCAUGGCCUUCAAAGGGCUGGUUAUGAUCUUGCCGGGACCCACUGCCACCAGUAUGCUGGAGGAGGCUCAGCGGGCUGCAGCCCAGCAGGUCCUGCAGAGGUUGUACACUGACCAGCUCGUACAGUGACAACCUUAUCAGAUAGUAUGCAGUUCAUUGUCUACAGCACUGUUUCAGGCUCUGUUUGUUUUCUAAAUGACGUUAUAUAAAAAAAAAAAGAUGUUUGAUCUUUCUAUGUAGUAUAUUGAUUUAUGCAUGCUUUUAUUAGUAAUAGAUUUGUUUGUCUUGUUUGAACUUCUGUGGUUUGUUUAAUGCAUGCUUUUAUUGUGUGUUACUGUUGGAUUGGUUCCUCAUUUUAAUUAAAUGAGAUUUCAAAAGAAAAUGUGACUGUGGUGUUACUUUAUAGAAUGGAAACUCUUUGUGUAGAUGACUCACUAAUGACCACUUGGGACCAAGACAGUGCUUCCCAACCUGGGGGUCGGGACCCCCACUGGUUCGCAAGGCUUUCUUGUUUUUAAGGGGUGUAGAAAACGUGUAUAUGUAUAUACACACACCUUUCAGUGUCCCAUGUUUGGUGCUCCCUUGCAAAGUUCAAACGGACAGGUUUGUGGUGUGGGAGAUGUGGCCUUGGGAGAAGUUUUUUUGUUCUUU
Dicentrarchus labrax (European seabass) is the source of this 1961-nucleotide messenger RNA. It is a transcript of the gene dnd1, whose product is annotated as DND microRNA-mediated repression inhibitor 1. Gene Ontology annotation, cellular component: cytoplasm; nucleus. Bases 252 to 1439 code for a protein of 395 amino acids. Lineage: Eukaryota; Metazoa; Chordata; Actinopteri; Moronidae. The transcript is spliced from 7 exons. The record is from RefSeq and is a predicted model, not a curated record. Gene Ontology annotation, molecular function: mRNA binding. Gene Ontology annotation, biological process: negative regulation of miRNA-mediated gene silencing; mRNA stabilization.